AGCAACCGAACCGAGGCUGUUCUGUUUGGUCACACGUUUGACUAUUGCGAUUUGCCAACCUUAACAUCCUUGCUUUCCUUAUCUAUCUAAUCUAACUUCCUCAUUUCCCUGUCCUGUUUUGCCCGUGACAGCCUCUCCUCACCCCAGAUUUCAAUUUCCCUUCUUUCUUUCUGGGUCUUCAUCUGUUUGCCUUAAAACUCUUAACUUUCUUUUCUUUUUUACUUUUGGGUCAAAUAUGAAGAUGGGUGUUCAUCCAUAGCCAUUGAGAAUCCUAGAUUUGGAGGGAAAGAUGAAAGAUUUCCCUGGAACACCGGGCACUCUCCUUGCUUUGGCUCUGAGGAUAUCACAGUUCGUUUUUGCUGCUGGAUCAAUUGCUUCCAUGGCUACCACUCCCAGUUUCUUUAAUUUUACGGCCUUUUGUUAUUUGAUAGCUUCAAUGGGUUUACAAGUGAUUUGGAGUUUUGGGAUUGCUUUAUUGGACGCAUAUGCCUAUGUGAGUAAGAAGGUCCUCCACAACGCAGUACUGGUUAGCCUCUUUGUAGUUGGAGAUUGGGUAACAGCAACACUAUCACUAGCUGCAGCUUCUUCCUCAGCUGGCAUCACAGUUUUGUACUUCAAUGAUCUUGGACACUGCCAUUUUGGAGAGGAAUGCCAAAAGUACCAGAUUUCAGUGGCCUUAGCGUUCUUGAGCUGGUUACCGAUUUCAAUAUCAUCCCUAAUUAUGCUCUGGCUAUUAGCAGCAGGCUAGCAUACUCUAUAUUUGAAUACCAUCACGUGUUCAUCUAAUUGGAAAUUUUCUUUGGAAGUGUCAAUAGGAAAGGAAAUAGAGUACAGGGUUACACGCAUUUAAAACGAUUCCUUCAUUUCAUCUCCAAAUGUGGUAGCUGUAGAUUGUAAAGAGUAUAAAUGUAUACGUGAUUUUGCCUUGCAAAGAAAUUAAGUUACCAAAGUGUUAUGCUGAUUUCCUGUUCCUGUAACUAUGUAACUAGAACAAAGUUAAACAUUUUAUGUUUACAGGGAAUUGGGUUGCUAAUGCA
Messenger RNA from Vigna unguiculata (cowpea), 1037 nucleotides. RefSeq names its product CASP-like protein 5B3. The record is from RefSeq and is a predicted model, not a curated record. Lineage: Eukaryota; Viridiplantae; Streptophyta; Magnoliopsida; Fabales; Fabaceae. Gene Ontology annotation, cellular component: plasma membrane.